Messenger RNA from Didymodactylos carnosus, 1434 nucleotides. The record is from the annotation of a GenBank genome assembly. Lineage: Eukaryota; Metazoa; Rotifera; Eurotatoria; Philodinida; Philodinidae.
AUGUCAUCAUUAAAAGAAGAACAAGAAGAAGAGUUCAGUUUAUCAUCAAUACCGUUACCCAAAUUUCGAUUAGAUAAUGAAAACGAAAUUCCUAAUAAAUCAAAAGAUUUAUUGCUAAAUUCGAACCAUAGAAUGGAUGAUGAAGACGAACAAAUCUUUUUAACUGGUACAACAGCCAUGCCCUACAAUUAUCGUCCAAAUCGUGUUCGUCGUUCAGCUUGUUCUGAUUUACAAAGUACGACAAUUCCUGAGAAUCGAGUUUAUAAUGAUCAAUAUGACAACAAUCGUCGACGAUUGAGCCUCUUUACAUCACCCUCUGUUCAUUCAUCGCCACCUAUUCACACAUCUUCGUCGUCAUUGACAAUUGAUGACAAUGAUAAUAACAAUGAUUAUGUUAAUUCAUGCCGGAAACGUUGUCAAUCAUUCUAUGGUAGAACAAAAUCACCAAAUGAAAAUCUCGUACGUCAAUCAUCUUUACCUUAUACGAUUACAACAUCGACAACUAGAGAUUUAGAACCACAAAUUACUCAUAAUAACACCGGUGAAAUAAUUGACUCUUAUUCACAUUUAAUGCCACAAAAUUUUUCCCGAAGACAUUCACAUUGUAUAACAGCAAUCACCUAUAACAAUGAAAAUGUCACUGACGAUCCUUACAUUAGUAGUACAAGUUUAGUUGUCAAGCCUAUCAUUGAUAACGACGAUUAUUCUCGUUCAUCAUCAUGUUUUGAUGUGAACAAAGAACAAACAAGGCGAACUUUUUUAUUUCAACCAAAAUCAAAGAAAAAAUCGUGUUCUGACACAAAUAUUUUACAUCAAACACGUCAUUCAUUACCAUGCGAAAAUUCAAAUACAUCAUUAGCAAUUAAAAAUUUUCUGAAACGUCAUCAUUUAUCAUCAUCUAAAACACCGACAACUUCUUCUAGUUCACUAGUUUCAUCAACAAAUUCUCUUUCAUCCUCAUCUUCACCAAUAAAUUCAACAUUCCAAAACUUUAAACAUCUUUUAACUUUAGUUAAACUACCAAAACCACAGCGAUCAUCUGUUUCUUCUUCAACAUCGUCAACAGCCUCAGCGACACCCACUUAUUCUAGUUCACAAACAUUAACAAGUGGUGGUGGACAAACGACAACAUCAUUAUCUCACAUCACGACACAAGACGUUGAAAAUGAGUCAACAAUAUCGAAAAAUGCACAAAAAAAGAGUACGACAAAAUUAAAAAUGUGCGAUUGUGAAUGGCAUUAUCAACAUGAUAAAGGAAAUUGGUGUUCAAUAAAUGGUAGUGUAAUAACAUUAGGACCAAUUGAAUUACAUAAUUUAACAUAUAUUGAACAUAAAUUAUUAAAACGAAUUAUACAACAACGUUUACAAAAUUUAGACAUGGGGCUAACCAUACAUAUACCCAAAGGUAAAACAAGAAUGAGAGAGAAAAUGUGA